AUCGCAACAUGGCGCAAGGAGAAUGGCAGAGCUUGAUCACAACGCAUGAAGAUGCGCCAUGUGAUGGGACGGACCGCGUCAACGAGUACUUCAUGAAGGAGAGUUUGGGGAAAGGAGCGUUUGCGAAGGUGAAACGAUGUGAACGCCGCGUGGAGAAUGCGCAGCCACGACCAUUUGCCGCCAAGAUUAUGUCGAAAUCAGCGCUGCAACGGAUGAAAGAAUACGUGCGGGUGGGUGAAUCGAUGCGUGCCGUGACGGCACUCGACAAAGUGGAGGCCGAGAUCGAGGUCAUGCGGACAUUGUACCAUCGGAACAUCGUGUUGCUCUUCGAAGUGAUCAACGACCCAGGGAGCGACAAAAUCUACCUCAUCUUGGAGUACAUGUCUACUGGUCCGUGCAUGGUGUACAAUUCCGUGUCCAAGGCAUUCCACAGUCCCAUCACGCGUGGACCAUUGACCGAAGAAUGGGCGAAACAGCACAUGCGAGACAUUGUCCAAGGGGUCAAGUACCUCCAUGCACGUGGCGUGUGUCACCGGGACAUCAAGCCCGACAAUAUUCUCUUGAACGCGGACAACCGAUGCCACAUCUCCGACUUUGGAUGCGCGCAAUCGUUCCUCCCCACGGACAAAAUCACAAACACGCUGGGAACAUAUCAAUUCUACGCCCCCGAGUGCUGUUCAGGGGACCCGUUCGAUCCCUUCGCGGCAGACGCAUGGGCCAUUGGAGUCACGUUGUACGUGUUCCUGUUCGGCGUGUUGCCGUUCGACGCCGCAACACCCAAGGACCUGUUCGACGCGCUCCUGCAGGAUCCCGUGCCCAUUCCAUCCACUGCGUUCUCUCCCCUCUGCAUGAACUUCCUCGAGUUCUCCCUGCAUAAAGACCCGUCUCAGCGCAUGACCGUUCUAAGCAUGGAACUGCAUCCGUGGCUUGCAGUUCCCGACGAGGACGAGCCGCUGUCGUUUUGAAAAUCGGGAAAACAAGAAAUUAUACAAUCAAAUAGCCUGUUUCAAUUGAUAAUUCCACCUCAUGCAUG
Aphanomyces astaci is the source of this 1033-nucleotide messenger RNA. Its product is annotated as CAMKK protein kinase. The transcript is spliced from 2 exons. The record is from RefSeq and is a predicted model, not a curated record. Gene Ontology annotation, molecular function: protein serine/threonine kinase activity; ATP binding. The coding region runs from base 9 to 965 and encodes 318 amino acids. Lineage: Eukaryota; Oomycota; Saprolegniomycetes; Saprolegniales; Verrucalvaceae. Gene Ontology annotation, cellular component: cytoplasm. Gene Ontology annotation, biological process: protein phosphorylation; intracellular signal transduction.